CAAACAUCUAAUUUAUCGAUCAACAUUGAAAAUAUAAAUAAAUUUACUUUAAACAUUCACAGGAACUUAGAAUGAGUUUGACAAAAGAAAAAACGAAAUUGUUAAAAAAACUACGCAAAUCCAGAAUUUCGAAUAUCACAUCGGAUGUUGAUCAAGAGCAGAAACAAAAUACAAUUUUACCACAACGUGUAUUUUUAUAUAUACAUCCUAAAUCCAUAUCAUACCCGGUAGAUGAUAUGCCAUCGGGUAGGGUGGAAAUUGAAGUGGAACAUCAUUAUAAUACAAUAACAACAUUGAGUGAUCGUUUUAAGCCACGAAAUGUUAUACAAGUAGACGAAUUUGAAAUUGAAAGGCCUACCUUCAGCAUCACCAUCGAACAAGACAGUUUGGACGAUAUAACAAUGUUAAGCGAUUCACCAAUUAUGCUCACCCUGUACGUUCAUACACAAAGAAUGUCAAAUGCUACAGAAAUUUCGGAGCAAGGUCCUUCAGGCCAAGAAUAUAUAGGAGAUACUUUGCUAAGUGAUGUUCGUAUACCGGUAGCUCAAGGUUUUAUCGAUAUAAUGGAACAUUUCAAUAAAAAACGUAGUCGUUGUGCUGAUACUGUGUAUUUAUAUCCUUUGAAAACGUUCGGCCAGAGUUUGACUUGCAAAACAGAAUGGGAAAUAUAUUCCUUACAUCCUCUUUUAAAAAAUAUUGUAUUUACCAAUGUCCUUUUCAUUACUCUCGGUUCUCUCUAUAAUAUCAAGGAAGAUCUCAUGGAUGAUUGCACAGAUUUAGUGGCCCAUCUAUCGUUUAUUUCGAAAAUGCCUAAUGUAAAUAAUGAAUAUGAUAAAAUAUUUAUUUGUAAAUUUACAACAUUUUCCAAAAGUAUCAUAUCCACACAAAACUUAUCCAAAACAUGGGAAUCUCUCAAGAAUUUAGAAUUUGAAAACACAAAUAGCAUGGGCAUAGUCUUUGAAUCUAAAUUAAAUUUGAAUCAAUUAUUUGUGAAUCUUUUGUCGACGGAAAAUGUGGAAUUGAAUAUGGGUAAAAUAAAUAUUACUGAAGAUUUUGCAUUAAUAUGCAAUUCAAUGCAUCGUUAUGUACUAACUGAUAUAAUGCAGAAAGCAUUAGAGGAUAUAUUGUCAAAAAAUCAAUAUCAAAUUAUUCUUGAAAUAUAUUCGAAGCAGGAUGAAAAUAAAAUUUUGAUGCAAGGUUUUAUAGAUUUGUCCAUAUUUAUGUAUCCGGAAGUAACAAACUGUUCUUUUGCCAUUGAAUUAAGACCACCUGACUAUAAAUCUAAUUCUCAAGUUUCCACCAAAGACACUGUAAAAAGUGGAAAAAGUAAAAGGAAGAGUAAAAAUGAAUCACAUUCUCAAGAGCAACCUAUUAAAGAAAAUAAAAUACCAUUUGCUAUUAUACAAAUAUGUUUAAAUACACCGAUUACAAAUCCUACUCAAGAUAUGAACGAAAGUUCUAAUCACAAAAAACAGCGUCGCAAAUAUGGACAAUGUACGGCAUCAAUAUUAACGAAACCUAACCAAAGCAAUUUACCCACCAAGUGUGAACAAAAUUACAGAGCAUUUGAUGAUUUAGUACGUGAAAUAUUGGAUUAUAUUAUUAUAAAUAAUAUUAAAACUAUGAAUGAUGAUAAGGAAUUCUUUUGCCAUCAGUUGAGCAAUACAACUAAUAAAAUAAUGAAAUUGCUAGCAUGUGAUUUCAAUAUUAAAGUACCAACAAAAACUAAUAUUGAAUUUACGAACCUUGUCACAACCGUUUAUCGUGAAUUGAUAUCUCGCAUUUAUGGUUAUUUAAAUAAAUGCAGCCGCAAUGCUUUGAAAAAUUGUGCCUUUACAAUCACGACAGUGCAACAUUUUAUUCUAACAAAUAUAACAAUGGCCAAAUAUUUGUACGAAGUUGGAAACUUAGAAAUGGCCAAUUUUAUUAUGAAUAAUCUGCGUGUAGAAUAUCCUAACAAUUCAAUGUUGGACUUUUAUAUAUUACUAUAUGAUAUUGAAAGAGGAAACCUAGAAUUGGUUAAAGAAUAUUUGGAAAAACCUCUGGAUGAUAAAGACAUGGAGGGUGAAUUAUUUACAGGACUAAUUAAAAUUUAUAUUAACUAUAAACUGCAAUUACAAGAUCCUGAGCAUACUCAAACGGCUGAUGAAGAUCUUAUAAAUGCUCUAACCAAAUACAACAUGAGUCAUAGUCCAAAAUCACUUACGGGCUGGAUAUUAUUAUAUUGUCUGUAUAAACGAUAUAAUUACCAACCAGGCAUGGCAUAUUGCCGUUGGAAAUAUGAAAAUCUCUAUGAAAGUUUGUUUGUUAAAUUAGAAUUUAUUCCAAAAAGUCUUUGGGAAAUAUAUAUGCCACAUAAAAUCAGUUUAAAGUCGUUAAAAGGUCAAAACUAUAUUAAAGUUUUUGAUAAAUUGCUGCGUUUGGGUUUAUAUAAUUUUGCUGAAUGGGUUUUCAAAGAAAUAGCCGAUGAAUGUAUGGAUAUUGAAAUAUAUUUUGUCUCAAGCACAUUUAUGAUUUUACACAAUAAGAAUCAGGAGCAUAUGACGAUAAAAACAUUUACAGUGGAUGAUAAACUUGCAAAUUUCUUACAGAUGCGUGCUACAUUAUCUCUAGUUAAUGGUAAUUUGGAACAUCUACGAGAUGCUAAUGGUCCAGCCUCUAUUAAACACUAUCAGAACAUUAUUGAAAUUAAAGAGUUGGAUAACUUUAAUCCUUAUCAACUAGGUUUAUUUCGCUAUGCAUAUAAAAUGAUGGAGGAGGAGAUGUAUGAGGAAGCUAGUCAGAUUUUUCUAUAUUUUUGUGAUGAUAAUAAUAAUUGUAUAGUAGCAUCUGUUGGCAGAGGAAAAGCUUGCUAUUAUCUUGGCCAAUUAGAAGAAGCCGAAAAAUACUUUGCCUUAAGUACUAAAUAUGGCAUGUACAUGCCAAAUAUCUGGGCGUAUCUGGCAUUAAUUAACUUGAAAAGAGGCAACAAUUAUAAUGCUCUAGAAUGUUGGAAAUAUGCAAGAUUAAAUCAAAAUACUGAAAUUCACAUAGAUAUUAUAAAUGAAUUAAAUAAAAUUAAUUGUAGCGAUGUCUUUCUAUAUGUGGAUGUUCCUAAUAAAAUAUGA
Molecule: messenger RNA, 3107 nt
Organism: Calliphora vicina (urban bluebottle blowfly)
Lineage: Eukaryota; Metazoa; Arthropoda; Insecta; Diptera; Calliphoridae
Exons: 7
Coding region: 72-3107 (1011 amino acids)
Biological process (GO): cilium assembly; cilium movement
Cellular component (GO): extracellular exosome; motile cilium
Molecular function (GO): protein binding
Source: RefSeq, a predicted model, not a curated record